Molecule: messenger RNA, 2251 nt
Organism: Malania oleifera
Lineage: Eukaryota; Viridiplantae; Streptophyta; Magnoliopsida; Santalales; Ximeniaceae
Product: E3 ubiquitin-protein ligase RGLG2-like
Exons: 12
Coding region: 449-1804 (451 amino acids)
Source: RefSeq, a predicted model, not a curated record
AAAAAGUAUUUAUAAUUAUUAUUUUUAUUAUAUAACAAUUCUAACCAUUAAAACACAAAACCUAUGAAUUAACGUCAACAUGUGUGCCCCAGCUAGUUAAUAAAUAAAUAAACAAAUAAAAGAAACGAGUGGUGAAAAAUAAAACCCUAAUUAUUAAAUGGAUCGGACGAAACGACGAAACUUCCUUAUGCGAACCAAAAGAGGAUAAGCAAUAAUUAUCGGAAAAAACCGGAGCACUUUCUGAAUUAUUCAGUUUAUUUUCUAUGCAUUUUCAGGGCCCGAUCGGGGAGAAUCUGAUCCACCAUUGAAGCUCUGCGGAGAGCACAGAGUAGAAACGCAGGAACUGAGGAUCAUGCUGCAGAGAUUCCGUUCUUCGAAUCGAGGAGAGUAUUUGGAUCUGGUGAAAAUUGGCGAAUUGCAGGAAUUAAAGCAGUAAAUAACAGAGUGGAUGGGGGGCAAGAGUUCAAGGGAUGAGAGUUGGAGGCAGACAUCUCGUUCAAGUAGUUCUUCGUCCUGGGAUCAUUAUGGGUAUCCUCAACCUCAAUCGACAUAUCCUCAAGAAAGUCAGAAUUAUGUGACACAACAAUCUUAUGUUCCGCAACAGCCUUACUAUGCGCCUUCUCAAAGUUUUGGUGGUCAGUCCAGUGAACCGCAAAGGAGGCUUGAUAGGAGGUAUUCAAGGAUUGCUGAUAAUUACAAUUCCUUAGAGCAGGUAACAGAGGCUCUUGCGCAUGCUGGCCUUGAAUCAUCCAACCUUAUUGUUGGUAUUGACUUCACAAAGAGCAAUGAAUGGACAGGUGCAAAGUCAUUCAAUAGAAAAAGCUUGCAUCACCUUGGAGAUUGUUUGAAUCCCUAUGAACAAGCAAUAUCUAUUAUUGGGAAAACUUUAGCAGUUUUUGACGAGGAUAACUUAAUUCCCUGUUAUGGAUUUGGAGAUGCAUCGACGCAUGAUCAAGACGUAUUCAGUUUCCAUCCAGAUGAUACAUUUUGUAAUGGAUUUGAGGAAGUUUUGAGUCGCUAUAGGGAAAUUGUCCCUCAUCUACGACUUGCAGGACCUACAUCAUUUGCCCCUGUCAUCGAAAUGGCCAUGACUAUUGUUGAGCAGAGUGGUGGCCAGUAUCAUGUUUUAGUGAUCAUCGCAGACGGACAGGUAACUAGAAGUGUUGACACAGAGCGUGGCCGGUUAAGUCCACAGGAGCAAAAGACAGUUGAAGCUAUUGUAGAGGCAAGCAAGUUACCCCUGUCUAUCAUACUAGUUGGGGUUGGAGAUGGGCCAUGGGACAUGAUGAGAGAAUUCGAUGAUAAUAUCCCCACUCGGGCCUUUGACAAUUUUCAGUUUGUGAAUUUUACGGAGAUUAUGUCAAAGAAUGUAAGCCAAAGCCGAAGAGAGACGGAAUUUGCUCUUGCAGCCUUGAUGGAAAUCCCUUCUCAGUAUAAGGCAACAAUAGAACUUAAUAUAUUGGGUAAUCGGAAAGGGGGUGUUCCUGAGAGGAUUUCCCUUCCCCCACCUAUGUACAAUGAGGCUUCUUUAAGAAGCAAAAAAUCUUUCAUCGGCUCAAAACCUUAUAACUCGACCAGUUUCCAGAAGAGUGCCCCACCAUACUAUGGUGAUAGCUCAGCUGUUGGGACAGCUCCACCUGCCACAAGUUCCGCUUUUGAUAACCAGCUUUGUCCUAUUUGCCUUAGUACUUCGAAGGACAUGGCUUUUGGUUGCGGGCAUCAGACGUGUUGCAACUGUGGACAAGAUCUUCAAUCGUGCCCAAUAUGUCGAAGCCCAAUUCAUACCAGAAUAAAGCUGUAUUAAGCAGAAUGUUUCCUCCUGCUCGUUGGUUGGCCAAAAUUCUUUGUAAUUUAUUGUUCAGAUUGUGAAAUGGUUGAUUAGGUUUUAGCUAGACUCGAUCUUGUCUGCCAUUGAUCCGAGGAAAUACUAUUUGAUUUCAUUUUGUACAUACAUCAUUUUGAUUUGUUUCCGUUUUGCUCAUUUAAAGCUGUUUGUCCCAACAUUUGCCCAUGUCAAGAGCCUGCAAGAUUCACAUUGGAUGUUUUGCUGAUUGCUUUGCCCUUGUGCGGAUAUAUUUAAAGGGCUUGCGAUUUGCUAGUGCUUCAAAUCAGGUCUACUUGGUGAGAUCAAUCAAUUGUUUCUGGCAGUUUGCUUUGUGUUUCAAACUGUGUUAGUGUUCUUAGAGCGAGCUGUUUACAUAUGUUCUCUCCUUUUUCCCAUUGUUAUAUAUAAAUUUGCUUAUAAACUCAA